Molecule: messenger RNA, 2220 nt
Organism: Daktulosphaira vitifoliae (grape phylloxera)
Lineage: Eukaryota; Metazoa; Arthropoda; Insecta; Hemiptera; Phylloxeridae
Product: cyclin-K-like
Exons: 8
Coding region: 301-2067 (588 amino acids)
Biological process (GO): regulation of transcription by RNA polymerase II; positive regulation of DNA-templated transcription, elongation
Cellular component (GO): cyclin/CDK positive transcription elongation factor complex; nucleus
Molecular function (GO): cyclin-dependent protein serine/threonine kinase activator activity
Source: RefSeq, a predicted model, not a curated record
UACACAUGAUUUACUGACUUGAAGUUUGAAACAUAAGUAUUGUCGAAAUUUGUUUAAUUACAUAGCUGUCUGAUUAAAUUAACUGCAAAAGUUAAUCAGAUUUACUCGUCUAAGUUGUAGUAAUAAUGAAUUAUUUUUGCUACUAGUACAAUAAUUCAUUAUAUUUUAACAUGGUUUAAUAUGUUUCAAGUAAAUUUUAAGUUAGCUUCAAUAAAUUAAUGUUUUAUACACCAUUUGCUCAUCAAUGGACUCUAACACAUGUUUCUCAUUUAAUUUGCUUUGAUACAAUUUUUGUUCAUUAUGGCGUUUUGGUAUUUUGAAAAGGAUGAAUUACAUAGGACUGCUUCAGCUCAAGAUGGCAUACCAUAUGAACUUGAAUGUCGAUAUCGACAAGAAGGUGCACGAUUCAUCAUUGAUGCUGGAACCAAAAUGGACUUGGGGUAUAAUACCAUGGCAACUGGAGUCGUGUACUUCCAUCGCUUUUAUAUGUAUCACUCAUUCAGUACUUUUCCACGAUAUCUUACAGCUUGUUGUUGUUUGUUUCUUGCUGGUAAAGUGGAAGAAACACCGAAAAAAUGUAAGGAUAUUAUUAAGAUAGCAAAAGCAUUACUACCAGAAGAUAAAUAUGAUACCCUUGGUCUAGAUCCUAAAGAAGAAGUAAUGGUUCUUGAACGUAUUUUGCUUCAGACUAUUAAAUUCGAUUUGCAAGUUGAUCACCCUUAUCAAUUCUUGUUGAAAUAUGCUAAAUGUCUUAAAGGAGAUAAAGCUAAACUUACUAAAAUGGUUCAAAUGGCAUGGACAUUUGUAAAUGAUAGUUUAUGCACUACUCUUUGUCUUCAAUGGGAACCAGAAAUAAUAGCUGUUUCUUUGAUGUACCUUGCAUGUAAACUUAGUAAAUUUGAAUUAAAUGAUUGGCAAGGUCGCAUGCCUAAUCAUUCACGUUGGUGGGAUAUGUUUGUACAAGGCAUGAACAUGGAUCUACUUGAAGAUAUCUGUCAUCAAGUACUUGAUUUAUACUCGUCUCCAGUUGAAAAAUCAGCACCUCCUUCUCCACCUUGUCAAGAAAAAUUUAUAGUGCCUAAAAAAAUAAUACCUCCACAAUCUAUAUAUCAGAAAUUAUUGCUACAAAAAAUGGCUAUAAAAUAUAGCCUUACACCAGAACAAGCAAUGCAAGCAGCUAUGUCAAAAAAUGUAAAACUUUUAGCUAUACAAACUAGUAAUACAUCAACAAAAGGUAUUUUACCUAUGCCAUCUGGAACUAAGCCUCAAACAAAUUCUACUGUUGCUACAUCAAAGCCGCAAAAUGUACAAAAACAAUUUUUGCAUCCUCCUCCUACACCUCCAAAAUUACUACUACAACAACCUACUCAAAAACUUCCUCCACUACCAUCUACUAGACCACCAUUACCUGAAAAACCACCGCCGCCACCAUCCCAACCUCCUUUACCACCACCACCUCCUAACCAAAUGAUAAUGACUACACAAAGUGUUGCUCCAUUACCUCAUCCUCCAAUGCAACCACCACCAAUUCCACCUGGAAAUUUUCCUCCAAUGUAUUCUUAUGUUCCAAUGCCAGGAAAUCCACCACAGCCCUAUCCAAAUCCUAUGUUUCAACCUCAACCUACAAAUAUGAUGAAUGCAGUACCACCUCCCUAUCGCCCUCAUGAAACAAUGCCUCCCAUAGGUAUGCCUUAUAUUAGUGAAGCAGUUCCACCGCGACCCCCAUAUAACGAUAAUUAUAAUCAAAGGGAUAAUAUGAUACAACCUCCUCCUCAAACUUAUAACGAGUAUGAUAUGGCAGAUGGAGGAUUUCAAGAACCAUUUGAUGAAAACAGACAAAAGUAUAUUGAUGGUAGAUCAUUUAAGCAUGAUGGUUCUUUUGGUGGACCAAACUAUGGAAAUGUUCCUCAGCAUUAUGAUGGUCCACAUUACCCAGAUCCAGCUUAUCAGCAAUAUAGAGCUCAUUUACCUGCAAACCGAGGUUUUAACAAUAGAAAUAAUCGACCACCGCCUCCUGUAUACCAGAAUCGACCACCACUUCGAAAUCAUCCAUAUCAAAAAAGAUAGCUGUUGACCAUUUUUUUAAUACAAUUGUUAUGUUUUAGGUAAAUAAUAUCUAAAGUGUUUUUUUUUAAUAUUCAUAAGGUUUUAAAAAAGUAUUUUAGUUGAAUGACUGAAAUAUAGUUAAAUCACUGUAAUCUAAAAUGUUUAAAUAGAUCA